ACACUGUAACUACAAUCUCCUCUCUCUCAGUUCAACGUCAACUACCCCCUUACCCUUAUCCCACUUUCUCUCUCUCUCUCUCUCCCUCUCUCUCUCACUAUCUAUCUAUAAAUACCCACCCCUCCUCUCACGUUUUCUUUGUUAGCUUGCUAGGCAUUUUGGAAAACGAGAGAAAGUUUGAGUCUUUGAGAGAGAGAGAGAGAGAGAGGGAGGGUGAGGAGUAGGUGGCGCUGUUGCUGGUUGCGUGAAAACCCAACGCGUGUUGUUGUUUUUAACUUUUUGAAGCACAAUUGCAAUGGAGGUGGAUGGCAAAUCUGUGGUAGCAGGACCUACGAAUGUUAUUUUUCUGUCGACUAUUUUGGGCCGAGAUGGGUCAACUUCUGUUCACAAAUGUGACUGGAAAUGCCAGAACGAGCAUGUCUGCGCGAAUAUGUAUUGCUGCAAGCUAACUGGACUCACUCACAUCUGUGACAAAAACUGUGACCAGAGGAUCCUGUAUGAUAACCAUAGCUCCCUUUGUCGAGCAAGCGGAAAGAUUUUCCCCCUUACACCAGCAGAGGAACAGGCCGUGAGAGGGGUCCGGAGGAAGCUUGAGUCAGAGAACUCUUCUGCGGACAGUUGUUCUUCUAAGCGCAGACGGGAUGCCCAGUUCCAUCCUUCUCCUUUUGAGAGAUCCUUCUCUACAGUCAGUCUGAUCUGCAGCAAAGUUGGAGAUGGCAUGGAUACGAGCUAGAGUUAUAAGAUAAAUGAAAGACUUUUAUUGCUUAUCUUUAUCUUGUUCCUUUGAAACCUUUCCUUAUUUUUCAUUCGUCGAACGGACAUGGAUGAUGAACUUGAUGAGUAAUUAAGUGGCGGACCUAAUGUGUCCUACCCGUCUGUAGGAACAAUCUAUAUUUGUAGUCCUGUUUACUGCAAUUUAACUCAACCAUUAGCUUGACUUAAACAAGGAAUGUCAAUUCGGGGGUUGGUCAGGGGUUGUUUAACUGCUUAUGAAUCUUGGAUUUAUGUUUCUUCUUGCUAACCUUACUGCUUCAAAUAUGAGCUAUAUUCAGUACAGGGUGCUCUCAGGUCGUUUGUACGACUUGUGUCAUGAUUUAGCUGUGACUUUGUUAUCUUAUCCCAUUAAUUAUUUUGCCUUACUAGGAGCACUUCCUAUUGAUUUGCAUUACAUGAUGGUUGUACGGCAGAAAUGUAAUUAAUUAUAUGUAAUAAUAAGUGGUUCCCUUAGUUACUUCUUUAUUUGGAUCUGUACUAUCUUUCAUUUUUGUUUACUGCCGGUGCACGCAGCAUAGGUUGUUGUUGAGUUACUCUGCCUAGUUUGGUACAGGUUACACAGGAAUGAUCUGGUUUUCACACCUUUGAUUUAUUUUCAUCAUCGUACCUUGUUAUUUAUUUAUUUAUUUUUGCUUUGGUUAUUUGGGAGUAUGGAUCUGAAGUUAAUGUCAAUUUUGCAGGGCUUGAAGCAUGUGCUAUCGAGGAGACAUUAAAUAUGCUUGUUAAUAAUGAACAAUGUCUUAUAUUUAGAAAUUUCUGGUAUGGCUUCUUAUUUAUUUUGUCUUUCGUUUUCUCAUGUAGGUAAUUGCAUCACUUAUUGGCGAAGAAAGCUACUACACCUGGUGAUGCUGACGAGUUUACCUGGCUGUCCUAAAUAUGUCAUGUAGAAAUGAUUGCACAUCAGAGAAACAUGUUAGGUCAGUCAAGCUUUCGAAUUCAAGUUCAAAUUUACCUGUGCUAGCUACGUGCACAAUAUGAUACAACUUCGACAAUACGGUGAUUCAUCGAUCCUUUAUGUUUGCCUUAUUGGUGGGGAAAACAGAGCAAUUUCUGCUCAGCCAUCAACAAAAGUUGCUCGAAUAUUCAGUUGCCUUUGAGCUCACACUAUGUUCAUCUGAUCUUAUGCUGGUGGUUGGUGCCCUCCUUUUUCUGUGGCAGGUCCAAAUAAGUUGUGUUUGAGUUGUCCUGCCCAUGGCCUAUUUGGUUCGUUAAUAUUUUCCAUGGAAGGCAAAUCCUUUUGAGCCGGCAUGUCUGAAAGUCACUGGGCUAAGCAAGCAAUUAGGACCAAAUUUGGCUGAUAAGGUAGAAAGUGCAUUGAAAGUUGUAACUAGGAUAUUCCGUAUUACUAUAUUAGUUCAGUUAAUUUAGUUAUACGUAGUGUUAAAUUCAAACCCUUCUUAUUCUAGAGGAUUUUCGAAUCUCUUAAUAUGGUGAAAGCCCCCUUCUGUUGUAAAUUUUUUAGUGAUGCCAAGAUAUUUUGAUUACUUUGGCAUCAUCCGUUUGUGUACAUUAUAAUUGACUCAGUUUUAUGAGUAGUAAUUUCCUCUUAA
Messenger RNA from Prunus avium (sweet cherry), 2324 nucleotides. RefSeq names its product cyclic AMP-responsive element-binding protein. The record is from RefSeq and is a predicted model, not a curated record. Lineage: Eukaryota; Viridiplantae; Streptophyta; Magnoliopsida; Rosales; Rosaceae.